AUGUCUAUCCGGAAGAGCCUCGCCACCACAGGGUUGGCUUUGCUGAUGGCAACUACCACUCCAGUAGUAAGUGGUAGUCCUAUCGAGCAUCUUUUACACCUUGUGGCUCGAGAUCCUCCACAGGCGCUACCGGAGAAGGCUACGGCCAACGACAAGAAAUGGCAACCUGCAAUGGACUUCGAUACCGAUGGAUGCUAUAACACGCCAGCCAUCGAUGCGAACGGCAACAUAAAUCCAGGCCUCGACCAUAAAAAUACUGGUUUAUCCUCGGGCUGUCAUGACCCCUCAGACCUCGCCAACAACAAUGUGUACUCUCGAGCGCGGUGUAAUAAUGGAUGGUGCGCAUACUUAUACGACUAUUACUUCGAGAAGGAUGUUGCUCUCGCCAACUUCCCCCUCGACCCCGGACACCGCAACGACUGGGAGCACGUCGUCGUCUUCGUCCAGAACGACGAGGCCAAAGUAGUAGCAGUGUCGCAACAUGGCGACUACCAAGUCAAGAGCGCCAGUGAUGUCCGAUGGGACGGCACACAUCCUAAAGUUGUGUACAACAAGGACGGAAUCGGCACGCAUGACUUCCGAUUCGCGAAUGAGGGCGACGAGAACAUCGAAAACGACACCGGAAAAUGGUUCUACGGCGCAUUGAUCUCAUACAAUGGGUUUCCGAGUACCGCGCUUCGAGACAAGCUUGUAGCGUUCGAUUUCGGUAGCGCUAACAUUGCAUUCAAGGACUCGAGUUUCCCGGGCCAACUAGAAAAGGCUCGGGGCGAUCUAGUAUCGGGAUUUGAUAGCAAUAUAGACGAUGGAUCUCCUGGAAAUCCAUAG
Molecule: messenger RNA, 825 nt
Organism: Daldinia childiae
Lineage: Eukaryota; Fungi; Ascomycota; Sordariomycetes; Xylariales; Hypoxylaceae
Exons: 2
Coding region: 1-825 (274 amino acids)
Source: RefSeq, a predicted model, not a curated record